Molecule: messenger RNA, 877 nt
Organism: Poeciliopsis prolifica (blackstripe livebearer)
Lineage: Eukaryota; Metazoa; Chordata; Actinopteri; Cyprinodontiformes; Poeciliidae
Exons: 3
Coding region: 78-611 (177 amino acids)
Source: RefSeq, a predicted model, not a curated record
UUCAAGCUCUCUUGAAUCUGGCGAUUGGAGGCUCGGAGGAGUCUUUCUUCCCAGCUCUGGACGCCGAUGGCAGCAGAAUGAGCGGAGCCCCGAUGGCGGAGAGACUCCCUCUGAACAGGACGAUGGGUUUCGAACCACAGGACGGGGAGGCGGACACGCCCACGUCUGAGGUCAGAGUGUUCAACGUCGUCAUCAUCGGCCUGGCCUCGUUCGUUCUCGCCGUCGCCGGCCUGUACUGCGUCAGCGUCUGCUACAGCCGCAGCAGGCAGUCAAAGAGAGCCCUCGUUUACGAGAGCGCCGUGGCUCGUGGCGAGCCGGAAAGUCCGGUGGCGGUCAAAGCCGUGAAGCGGUCGGCCAGCUUCAUCAACCCUCUGGCGCUCUUCAGGAGGCCGGAGGCCGCGAAGGACAACUCCAGGGUCUACUUCAUCUACAGCAACCCUCUGCCCGUGGGACUGAACGAGGAAGAGGAGGAGGAACACAAAAAAGCCGCCAGCAGCGCCGCCAGCAGGCCGCAGCAGCAGCAGCAGACUUUGCUGACAAUGCCGCCAUCUUUACGAGAAUACGCCAGCGGAUACAUCCUGGAUCCUCCUAUAUUUUACAUGCAGCUUUGAACGAUUAGAAAGGAAUUAGCUGUGAAGAUAACCCCGUCUGUAGCUUGUAGGUUAAAGGAUUCAUCUUCUGUUUCAUUAAAGUUUGGACUUCAUGACGACCCGGACUCAAAAUCAAAAUAUAAUCCUUAUAUUCAACUCGAGGCUGGAGGAAAUCCCACAACAUAUCUCCAAAAGGACAAAUGCAUGAACGUAGCUUUUCUUUUUCCCUUUUAGCAAAGAACAUUGGGAUGGAUAGCUUGGUACAAUAAACACGUUUUUCUGUCGUU